CAACAAACCCACGUGACUCCGCGGAGAAGGAAGUCAGCUUACAGAGGAAGAAUCAUGUGAAAACAAUCGCCGUAACUUUCCCCUUAUUUUAGGUUUAUCUAUCCGGCUGCGACAUGUCCCGCUGGGAGGUCUGCGUGUGCGUGAAGCUGCUCCUUUCCCUUCAUGUUGUUGCUCAGUUGCGGGCUGACGGACGACAGCAGUGGCCUGUUCCCUAUAGGCGCUUUGACCAGCGACCCCCUGCGGACUCGUUCUGCGAAGCUCUCUACCCGUUCUGCCCCAGCGGAGACCGCGAUGGACGCUUUCCCUCCAUACGAGACAGCGACGUCGUCUCUGUCUACCGGCUGCAGACGCCUGUGUGGGAGUUCAAAUACGGAGAUGUACUGGGGAAGUUUCACAUCAUGCACGAUGCCAUCGGCUUCAGCAGCCUGGAGACCGGAGCCAACUACACCAUGGAGUGGUACGAGCUUUUCCAGCUGGGCAACUGCACGUUCCCUCACCUCCGGCCGGAGAUGUUCGCCCCCUUCUGGUGCAACCAGGGAGCUGCCUGCUUCUUCGAAGGCAUCGAUGACCUGCACUGGUCGCAGAACGGGACCCUGGAGAAAAUAGGAGAAGUAACAGGGAGUCAGUUCAACGCGAUGGCCCGGUGGGUGCAGGACGACAACGAGACCGGGAUCUACUACGAGACGUGGACCGUUCGCUCUGACCCCGGUCCGAACGCAACGGUGUGGUUCGAGUCGUACGACUGCUCCCAGUUCGUCCAUCGCACGUACAGGAAGCUGACCGAGCUGGGAGCCAAGCUGUCCAGCCGCUCGCAGACCAACUACACCAAGAUCUAUCUGUACAGCGGAGAGCCCAGCUACCUGGGCAACGACAGCGCCAUAUUUGGGCAGCCGGCGCUGAAAAACCUCGCGAUGGACAUCCGCCAGUUCUACCACACGUUCAGGCCGCAUCAGUCAAUCUUCGACCUCGUUUUCAGCCUGCUGGAGGCUUACAAGGAGGUUGUGCUGGACAAGAGCUUCUACCUGUACUACAACUUUGAGUACUGGCACCUGCCAAUGAAACAUCCAUACGUGCAGAUUACGUAUGAAGAGGUGCCGUUGCCUUAACAACCAGCCUGUACACAUGAAAUUGUUUUUAUUUCUGGUUUUUUAAGUUUAAAAUUCAUGACUAGUCCUGCCAGCACUUGCUAACCUUCAUGCUGAGUUGGUUGUUUUGUUUUAACACAUUAACAAUUUCCCUUCUCUGCAGGAAGCACACUGGUCUGAUUUCACCUUUUAAAAUGUUUGUUGUGGGUGGAUGAUUCUUAUCUGACCACUAGGUGGAGACAUUGUUUAAACAAAACCUGAUCUAACUGGUCUGCUAUAUUUAUGCAGAUAAAUAUAGCAGACAGAUAAAAAAAAUGUUAAAAGAUCUGAUUUAAAUGAAAAUGACCUGAUUUACAUCUGAUGUACCAGGCAUACCUGAUAAAAAAAUGUGCUGAAGUCGUUAAAAGAAAUCUACUUCAAAGACUUAUUCCAACCAACAUUUGCAAGUAUCUUCUGCAAAUAGCAUCAUUGCUAUCGGCAUCCAUAACACUUUCACAUAUUUGUUUUUCUAAAUAACUUUAUGUUGAUCAAAUUGUCUAGAAAGUUUUAAUUUAUAAUUCAGAUACAAAAUAUGAAACGACUCAGAAGCUCCUUUUCCUCUGUGUUGUGUCUCAAAAUGAGAAAGAGGAACAUUUUCUACAGGGACUGCAGUUAAGCAUUGAUCUAAUACCAAUAAAUAUCUUUCAGAUGUUCGGAUAUUUAACUGACUUUCGUCUUUGAUGUAAAUGAACCAAAAUUAAAGGUUGAACUUUUUCUUUUUCUGUGGCUUCAUUCUACUCACUAGGGUUUUGGGUGUGUUGCACAUAUUUUCUAGGGAUGGCAGUGAUGGUGGAGGGCAUUAGAUUGAGUCAGUGAGUUAACUUGACGUAACGGCAUAACGGAAGUCUUUCAAUCCUGCCUGUUGUGACUUCUGCUUUAAAAUUAUUGCUUAGCUGAAUCAUUUCCUUUGGAGACCACAGUUGGUCUCUGAAGAUUUAUUUCAUCACACUAUCAGCACACUGAGUACAAAGACUUUUUUUUUUUUCUACAGUCUGUGAAAAGAUGCCUUACUGACUUUUUAAACUGAUUCAUAAAAAAAUGUUUACAACUGUGGCUGACAACUUGCACUCUUUGUCCAGCGGCCCUUUUGGCUAUGCAAUGUGACGCUGUGCAACAGCAAAAGAGGAAGUCCGUAUCGGAUGAGGUCAUCAGAUGGGCGGUCUGCUAUUUUUGCCCAAUUCACACCUAUGAUUUGAUUUUGCAUCAAUCCAUAACAUGAAGUGGAAAUAAGUUAUUCUGACAUAUGGUAAAAUGACAAAAUAAAAUAUUUUAGUGUAUGAAUAAUAAAUUCACAAGUGAUUAGUAUUUUGCCUUUGGUUAAAGUCACUGUUGGAAAUGUCUAAAUAUUUUUGUAAGGUUUGUUCAGUGCAGCAGUGAAGCAGGUGAACAGAUACAAGGUGCAACAAGUACAUUCACAAUUGUUUAUUUCUGAAGAUCACAAGUCCCAAAUAAUACCUUUAAAUUAAAGACAAGUGACCAGUAAAGCAAAGUAGGCAAAGUAUUUUUUUUCCAUAAUCACUUGCCACAAUAUUAAUAAUAAUAA
Messenger RNA from Poecilia latipinna (sailfin molly), 2667 nucleotides. RefSeq names its product CLN5 lysosomal BMP synthase (gene cln5). Gene Ontology annotation, molecular function: hydrolase activity, acting on glycosyl bonds. Gene Ontology annotation, cellular component: lysosomal membrane; lysosome. The coding region runs from base 114 to 1106 and encodes 330 amino acids. The record is from RefSeq and is a predicted model, not a curated record. The transcript has 4 exons. NCBI's taxonomy places the organism in Eukaryota, Metazoa, Chordata, Actinopteri, Cyprinodontiformes, Poeciliidae. Gene Ontology annotation, biological process: lysosome organization.